This is a messenger RNA of Salvia splendens (bonfire salvia), 1438 nucleotides long. RefSeq lists its product as uncharacterized. Lineage: Eukaryota; Viridiplantae; Streptophyta; Magnoliopsida; Lamiales; Lamiaceae. Bases 32 to 1345 code for a protein of 437 amino acids. The record is from RefSeq and is a predicted model, not a curated record. The transcript is spliced from 2 exons.
UAAGAAAUUGUGAGUAAAAUUUGUGAAGAAAAUGGCCGGAAUCGACGUGAUAUCUUCGUCUGUAGUUAAAAUGGCAAACGAUGCUUCUUCCUCCAUUUCAAGAAUGGAGCUCUCUCCUUUCGAUCUACGCUUACUCUUACUCGAUCCAAUUCAGAGAGGCGUUCUCUUCCGCAAACCCAAAUCCCCCAAAAUCGACAUCAAUCUCCUCAAAACCUCCCUCUCCCGAACCCUAGACUUCUUCCCUCCCCUCGCCGGCCGCCUCGCCGCCACCGCCCACUCCGACGGCACCACCACCUUCUUCACCGACUGCAACAACGCCGGCGUCGAGUUCACCCACGCCGUCGCCGCCGACGUCACCGUCUCCGACAUCAUAACCCCGAGGUACAUUCCCGACGUCGUCGCUUCUCUCUUCACCCUCAACGGGGUCCGAAACUACAAGGGCGUCUCGAACCCCUUGAUCGGCGUCCAGGUCACCGAGCUCGCCGACGGCGUCUUCGUCGCCUGCACCGCCAACCACGGCGUCAUCGACGGCGUCUCCUUCUGGCAUUUCCUCAACUCGUGGUCGGAGAUCGCCCGCGGCUGCGAUUCCGUAGCAAAGCUCCCCGUCUUCCAGCGAUUGAUUCACCCCGACGCCGUUCUGCGCCUCCCUCCGCUGCCGAGGAAGGCCAGCUUCGCCCCGCCCCCGCUGCUGGCGCGGGUCUUCCACUUCAGCAAAGAGAGCGUGGCGAAACUGAAGGCGAAGGCCAACGCCGAGGCCGGCGCCAACGGGAGAAUAUCCUCUCUACAAGCACUCUCCGCUCAUUUGUGGCGGAGCUCUAUGCUCUCCCGCCGCCGCCACAUUACAACAAAAAAAACCUGCCAAGGCUCUGGUGGAGGUGGAGAAGCUGGCUUUAUGAUGAGCGUGAGCGCGAGAGCGAGAUUCCCUCUGCCGGAUGGGUAUUUCGGGAAUGCAGCUUACGGUGCGAGAACCGCCGUUAGUGAGGCGGAGCUGUUGCACAAGGGAUUAGGGCACACGGCGUUGAGGAUAAACGAGUUUGUUGCGGGUCAGACAAAGGAGUCUCUAGAGAAAUUUGUGAGGGAUUGGAGUGAAAACCCUAAAUUUCAUGGGAAAGAGGGGUAUUCAUUUUUCAUCUCGAGUUCGCCUCGCCACAAUGUGUAUGGGAUUGAUUUUGGAUGGGGGAAACCGAUCGCUGUGAGACGGGGAAACAGUCAGAAGGUUGACGGGAUGGUCACCGUUUAUCCGGCCCCACAAGCCGGCGGCAUCGAUGCAGAAGUAUUCCUGGCUCCGGAGGUCAUGGAGGGCAUGGAAGCCGACCACGAGUUCAUGGAGGCUUUUCUUGCAUAAUGUGUUCUAUUUUCAAUAAUAAGGGGUUAUUCUUGUUUCUGGCUUUGAUCAAUAAUUAUGGUAAGGCAUGUAAAGGAGGGGGAGUGGAGUGUC